Artibeus jamaicensis (Jamaican fruit-eating bat) is the source of this 5151-nucleotide messenger RNA. Its product is annotated as zinc finger protein 420-like. The transcript is spliced from 6 exons. Gene Ontology annotation, molecular function: RNA polymerase II cis-regulatory region sequence-specific DNA binding; DNA-binding transcription factor activity. Gene Ontology annotation, biological process: regulation of transcription by RNA polymerase II. NCBI's taxonomy places the organism in Eukaryota, Metazoa, Chordata, Mammalia, Chiroptera, Phyllostomidae. Bases 408 to 2162 code for a protein of 584 amino acids. The record is from RefSeq and is a predicted model, not a curated record.
CUUCACGUGGCUGCAAUUGAAAUUCCUCUCCUCCCCGGAAGCAGUCUGCGUGGACUGUAACGUGGCUGCAGCACGCACGCGCAGUGUGUGUCUCACUGGGAGGAGGUUAUAGAGCAGUACAGGUCCCGGGAGUCUUCCGGGUCUGGUCCUUCAAUUUCAAACCUGAGGCGCUCUGGCCGCUGUCCUGCACGCGGGAAGCCUCACUAUCGCUGUGGGCCUUGAAAUGCCGCUGCGCCUCACGCAGCGCUGAACCCCAGCCCCAUAUCCAGGUCCUUCUGCCCGUGAGUGUGGUGGAAGAGGAUAAAGGGGCUGUGUGGACACCUUUGAAACCACAUCCUUAACGUGCACACUUGACUCCUCAACACAUCGUCUUCUGAGAAAACAACCCAGAGCCUGAGCAGGAUGACAUGGCCACUUCUCAGGGACCAUUGACCUUCAGGGACGUGUCAGUAGAUUUCUCUCAGGAGGAGUGGGAAUGCCUGGACCCAGGUCAGCGGAAAUUGUACGUGGAUGUGAUGUUGGAGAACUACAGGAACCUGGUCUCCCUGGGCCUUUUAGUCUCUAAGCCUGUUCUGGUCACCUUUUUGGAGCAAAUGAAGGAGUGCUGGAUUGUGAAUACAGAAAAGACAGGAUCUGCCUCCCCAGCUGUUUCAUCUGAAGGCAGUCAGGCCUUGUUGAGAAAGCUGGGGAUGGAAGAUUUAUUCUCUACAGUAAUACUGAGUACAUGUAAUGAAGGCAGAAGUUAUCAAGGUAAUGAACAUUGGAAAAAUUUUGACUGUGGGUUUAAUCCUUACAAACAUGAGAAUCUCCAGCUGCCAGACAACCAUUAUAAAGGCCAGAAACUCUUUGAGAAAAUGUCAAGUUACAGUACACAUGAGGUUAUUCCUAUUGUGGAGAAAACAAACAAACAAGGUGAAUGUGUCCAGUCUUUGAAGCAAUCCUCCAGUCACAUUAAACAAGGGAAUAUUGGUACCAGUGAAGUCACUUACAAAUGUGAACCGUGUAGCAAAGUCUUCAGUCUUAUACUCAAUCAAAAUAGACAUCUUAAGAAAUGCCAGACUGGAGAAAACCAUUCUGAAUAUAAAGAAUGUGGAAAAACAUUCAGUCAAACUUCAGGUCUUACUGUACAUGAGAAAAUUGAUACUGGAAAGAAGUUUUCCAAAUGUAAAGCAUGUGGCAAAGUGUUUAAAGGGCAUUCAUGCUGUACUUCACAUGAGAAAAGAAUUCAUACUGGGGAGAGACGUUACCAGUGCAGAGAAUGUGGUAAAGCCUUUAGCAAGUUGUCAUACCUUACACGGCAUGAGAGAAUUCAUACAGGAGAAAAGCCUUAUAAAUGUGGAGAAUGUGGUAAAGCCUUUAGCCAGUCCUCAGGGCUUAUUCAACAUCAGAAAACUCAUACUGGGGAAAAGCCUUAUAAAUGUAGAGAGUGUGGUAAAGUCUUUAGCAAGGCAUCAUACCUUACACGUCAUGAGAAAAUUCAUACAGGAGAAAGGCCAUAUAAAUGUAGAGAAUGUGAUAAAGCCUUUGUGUGGUUGUCAAACCUUACACGACAUGAGAGAGUUCAUACUGGUGAGAAGCUUUUUCAAUGUAGAGUGUGUGGUAAAGCUUUUAACCAAUCCUCAAAACUUAAAUGUCAUCACAGAAUUCAUACUGGAGAGAAGCCAUAUAAAUGUAAAGAAUGUGAUAAAUCCUUUCGCCAGCCCUCAGCGUUUAUUCACCAUCAGAAAGUUCAUACUGGAGAGAAGCCUUAUCAAUGUAGAGAAUGUGGUAAAGCCUUUACAGAGUCCUCAAUCCUUACUAAACAUCAGAGAAUUCAUACUGGUGAGAAGCCUUAUAAAUGUAGAGAAUGUGGUAAAGCCUUUACGGAGUCCUCAACACUUACUAAUCAUCAGAGAAUUCAUACUGGAGAGAAGCCUCAUGAAUGUAGAGAAUGUGGUAAAACUUUUCGGGUGUCCUCAACCCUUACCAAACAUCAAAGAAUUCAUACUGGAGAGAAGCCUCAUGAAUGUAAAGAAUGUGGCAAAGCUUUUAGGGUGUCCUCAACCCUUACCAAACAUCAAAGAAUUCAUACUGGAGAGAAGCCUCAUGAAUGUGGAGAAUGUGGUAAAGCUUUUAGGGUGUCCUCAACCCUCAUUCAACAUCAGAAAAUUCAUACCUUGUAGAAGUCUUAUAAAUGAAGAGAAUGUGGCAAUUCCUUUAGGCAGUGGACCACUGUUAGUGAACAUAAAGAAGUCAUGAUGUAGAAAACCCUUAUUCAUGUACAGAAUGUGUAAAUCAUUUUGCCAGCCCUCAAACCUUACUGAAGAUUAGAAAAUUCAUAGUGGUUUAAAGUCUUAUAUGUGUAAGAAAUGUGGCAGGGCCUUUAACCAGGGUUUUAACUUAAUUGGAUUUUGGAAAGUUUACACUGGACAAAAAUUUUUCAAAUGUAACAAUUGUAAAGUUUUUAACAACUCUCAAAAUUCACUCAGCAUCACAGAAUUCACAAAACUGGAGAGAAGCCUUAGGAAUAUGUAGAGUGCAAGAAAUACAAAAAGAGACCUACAGAUACCAGGAAUGUGGUAAAGACUUUUGUUUGCAGUGGAUUCUUACUAGAUUUUUGUAUAAUUCAUUCUCAAGAAGUUUUACAAAUGUGGAAAAUCCAUUAUCUGCCACUUAAUUAGCAAAUAUCAGAAUUUACAGAAGAGGUAAAUGUUAAAUAUGUAGAUAAUAUGGCAAAGCCAUUACUUGCUUCUCAAAACGUACUGAUCAGAUCAUGGAGAGAGCUUGCAUUACCAAAUAGACCCAUGGUGGGGAGACAAAAUAUUAUUACUGAAUGGACCCACCUUCUUCCCCCUGUUUUAUGUUCACCUUUCCCCCUUCCAAGGAGUUAUGACUCUCAAUGUCAAAGAUUGGUGAAAUGAAUUAUUUAUUCAAAAGUUAUAUAGACUUAGAGUAGUGACUUACUGUCUUUGUUAAAAUCCCAAAGCCCCUUAAAACACCAACAAACACACAGAAUCCUUCCUUCCCCCUUUGUCCAGUCCAGGGUACUGUAUCUCAGGAAAAAAGAAGAAGUCAAUGGCUCUGGUAGCCCCUGAUUCUUCUCAGUAAUCUGUACUCAGCUGGCAGGCCUCCUGUGGUUCCCAGCACCAUCAGCUGUGUUGCCAGGAUCUCCAGUUAAUCCAAAACCAUGUGGUACCUUCUCAUGGUCCACCAGCAAGAGUCCUUUCACCUCUUUUCUUCCCAUAGCAUGCCUCCUGCAUUCUUCCAAACUACUAAGGAGAGCUCUGCAUUGCUGCUACAUCUUGCUUUCCAGCUUUCUAAGCUGUGUGGCAAAGGGAGUUCCCAAAGCCAAAGUUCCAUGGUCCCCUCUUACUCCAAGCUCUCACACAGGCACUGCAACCAAGGGGAGCUGCUUCCCAGUUACAUCCAUUACAAAUACCUAUUUGGGGUCCCCCACCUGGCUGCACCCUGUACACUUGGAGAUAUAAAAAGUAUGGGAAAGCAUUUUUAUUGGAAUUUGUACAGUACUAAACAUCAGAUAAAACAUUGACAAAAAAACACAGAAAAUGUGGCAAAUUUUCUCACUACUGUUGUCUAUCCCACACAAAAUGAGACCAAUCACAGUGGAGAGAAGGCUUACAAAUGUAAAACAUGAGGCAAAGCUUUAAAAUGAAAUUCAUGUCUUUAUGUGAUAGAUGAAUUCAUACUGGGGUGAACUCUUGCAAGUAUAGAGAAUGUAACAAAUCCUUUGGAUUAGUAAGCACCAUCACAGGAUUUAUAUUGUUUAGGAAAACAUAUAAAUAGAUAAUUUGGCAAAUCUUAUAUCCAGUCCUCAAGUUCUAGUGACCAUGAGCAAUAUACUGAAGGAAAGCUGUAUAAUUAUGGCCUGACUGUGUGCAAUGACUUUAAUUGCUCCUCAAAAAUUACUUGAAAUUAGAGUAUUCAUACUGGAGUGAAACCUUACAAAUGUAGUGUAGGUGACAAAAGUGUUAAUUAUCAUGGAUCUCUUAACAUGAUAGAAGUCAUACUGAAGAAAAACCAUACAAAUACAGAGAAUUUGGAUAAGGUUUAACCAUGAUUCAAAACUUACUCUGUAUCGGAGAAUUCCUGUGUCCCUUAAAAAGACACAAUAAAAAUACAAACAAUUUAAAAAUAACUUUCACCAUUGGUCAAGCCUCAUUCAACGUCAGAGAAUUUAUUUUGAAGAGAAGUGCUAUAGAUGUAUCAAGUCCUUAAUCCUCAUUCAUACCUACUUAACAACCUAUUCAUACUGGAGAAAAGCCAAAAAGAAAAAAUGUGGAAAAGCUUUAGCAAGUACUCAGACCCUACUCAACAUCAGAAUUCAUUCUAAAGAGAAAAAAUAUUAAUGAAAAGAAUGUUUAAGACUUCUUUGCACAUUAAUAGCUUAUUUGACACAUGAGAAUUCAUACAAGAUGAAAAUCUUAAAGGUCUGUGAACUCUUACAAAUUGGGUUUCAGUCAUGUACUUUUCCGUAGAAGACUGAGGGCAUCGUAAUCCACAAUAUAUGAACAAAAUCUGAAUGGAGAUACUGUGUGGUUGACUCUGAACUUUGCAUGUCAUCACGAGGGCAUAUUUUUGCAUAAGAAAGAGAAACAUUAAGCCCCAGCCGGGUAGCUCAGUUUGUUAAACCAUUGUCCUGAUUCAGCAGGAUUGUAUGUACGUUUGAUCCCUGGUUAGAGCACAUACAAGAAGCAUCAAUGAAUGCACAAAUAAGUGGAAUAACAAAUGGAUGCUUCUCUCUAUGUCUUCCUCUCUGUAAAAUCAAUAAUUUUUUUGAAAAGAAAAAUAUUAAGAAUUUUUUAAUUUUGUAAUAACUUGUUGGAAUAAAAUUCAUGUAGCCCUGGCUGGUGUGCUCAGUGGAUUGAAUUGAUUUAUAUUUGUGUGCAUGAAUGUAUCAAUGGUUUUUGCAAAUGUCAUCAUUUCAUAAAUAAGUUUUUAAUUUAAUAAUUGUAAUGAUAUCUUGAGCUCUGGUUGGUGUGGCUCAGUGGACUGAGUGCCAGCGUGUGAACCAAAGGUUCACUGGUGUAAUUCCCAGUCAGGGCAUAUGCUUGGGUUGUGGACCAGGUCUCCCUCACUCAGUAGGGGCACAUGACAGGCAACCACACGUUGAUGUUUCCCUCUCUUCCUCUUCCCCUCUCUCUAAAAAUAAAU